Messenger RNA from Sus scrofa (pig), 3045 nucleotides. It is a transcript of the gene CD72, whose product is annotated as CD72 molecule. NCBI's taxonomy places the organism in Eukaryota, Metazoa, Chordata, Mammalia, Artiodactyla, Suidae. The record is from RefSeq and is a predicted model, not a curated record. Gene Ontology annotation, cellular component: plasma membrane. Gene Ontology annotation, molecular function: transmembrane signaling receptor activity.
AACGCUGUUAGGCAGAACUCUCGACAGACUCAUAGGCCCCUCACAGCGCCCCUCCACACCCCACUAACUGUACACGACAAGCAGUUAGUGUGUGGUGAGGAACUCUUUCUCCUUCCUUUUUCCUGCCCACAGCUGCAGUGGGGCCCCGGGUCUCAGGGGGCGGAUGUCACCUGCCAGGGGUGGGCUUUUUCCCCGCUCCAUACCUGGUCUUGUUCCAGGCUCUUAACCCCAGUGAACCCUUUGGGUGGUCACAUCCUGGUAAAAGAACUUUAGGGAGCACCUCAACACCACUGCUCAGCAGGCCCUCCUCCCCCACUGUUUCCUCUCCAUCAGACAGGCCUCUCUGUCCCUGGUUUUCCCCUACAAAUGCCCUUUUUUCAGUGGGGCUGGGUGUAAAGGGACAAAGUAGGGACUUUUUAAAAGGAAGAACUUUACUAGGGAAGUAAGAGAGGAACCAAAAUCAAAGCAAGGAAAUAUCAAAACCUUGGCUGUUUCAGUCUGCCCAUUCAGAACCCAGCCCUGCCCUGUUUCUUUGCCUCCCCUCUGAGAAGCUCUGGCCCAACUUCAUCCAUGUGCAAGACCUUUGCUUGCCCGACCCCUGACCCCUGACAAGGUGCACGAACAGUCAGUGCUCCAGGCUGUUCCAGAGGAGCACAAGCAGGGGUGUCCCUCACUCCAGUCCAGCCUGUCCCAGAGCUUCUGCCUCCUGGACUCAGCUUGCUGGGUCCAGCUUAGAUAUUAGAACACAGAGGUUUCCAUGAGUGGCCAGAGGGUAGGAUGGAACGAGGAAGGGGCUGACUGUCAGUAGGGCAAAAAGGGUGGAGGGGGAAAGGCUGCGAAGCGAGAGUAGAGAGUCGAGGGGUGUUUACAUAAGAGAAUCAGUUUGGUCCCAGAUUUUCUGCAUCCUCCCAAGGAUUGCCACAUUCCCAGGAAGAGCUUUGGAUCGAGAACUUCCCUGUAUGUGGGAUUCUUGGCAGCUGUCUAGGACUACAGCAGGAGGGGAGCUGGGCCCAUCCCCCCAACCCCCAAACUGACGGAGAGAAAAGUCCCACCAAAUCAGGGACCCUUUUCUGGGAACCCACACCUGCGGGGAACGCCAGGAUGAACCCCAUUGCUAGGACACCCCCCUUCCUCCCGAGAAGCAAUGACUGGGGAGAUACUCCAUAGACAGCUCAGCACAAAAAAGCUCUGACUACACACAGAAAGCCUCCGGACUGGGAAGUGAGGUGAGGAAUGUGGGGCAAAUCAAGGGAGAGGAUGAGGGUGGGUGUUUGAAGCCCAGCUCUGCCAAAGUGGGUCUGGGAUGCAUGAAAGGGGAGCACAGGCAGGACACAGGAAUGAGCCUCAGUAAUGUUUCUGUGACACCUCACAACCCCAAACCCCAUGCUCUGGACCUCAAUUUCCCCUCCCCUGCCCCUCUAACUGGGGAUCAGGGGUCCCGUUUGCUUCACUGAACCCAUCUGUCUGAGACCAGCUCAUAUCUUCCUCUUUUGUGACUGUAAGUCACAAGGCAAAGCACUAAGCUGUGUGUAGUCACAGAGGGAACACAGAACCUAAAAGUGUGAAGGGACAGAGGGGAAAGUGGCAAGGAAAGCCUGGAGCCCGUGGAAGAGGGGGGAGACAGGUGGGAGCAGAGGUCCCCAGGAUCAUGGCUGAGGCCAUCACCUACGCAGACCUGCGGUUUGUGAAGGCUCCCCUGAAGAAGAGCGUCUCCAGCCGCCUAGGACAGGACCCAGAGGCUGAUGAAGAUGGAGAACUCACCUAUGAGAAUGUUCAAGUGCCCCCAGGCCCAGGGGGGCCCUCGAUCUUGGCUCCUUCUGGAUUAGGGAACAACACAGGGGCGCAGACUGAGCAGCCAACGGCCGCCUGGAGCUCCUCGACGUCACCAGCUGCCAGGCGGAUUCUCCCGCGCUGCGCUCGGUACUUCCUUCUGGGCCUGCUCCUCACCUGCCUGCUGUUAGGGGUGGCCGCCAUCUGCCUGGGAAUGCGCUAUCUGCAGGUGUCUCGGCAGCUCCAGCAGAUGAGCAGGGUUCUGGAAGCCACUAACAGCACCCUGAGGCAGCAGCUGCGCCUAAAGAUAACCCAGCUGGGGCAGAGGGAAGAAGAUUUGCAGGGGUCCAGGAAGGAGCUGGCUCAAAGUAAGGAAACACUACAAAUGGAACAGAAGAUUUGCCAGACUACCAGAGAGGAGUUGCAGGCCUGCCAGUUGGACAGGAAGACGACAGAUGAAGCCUUGAAAAACAAGGAGGUACAGAGGAUAAACUUGGAGCGGAGGCUGAGAAGUAUGCAGGACACACUGAAGCCCUUCUUUACAUGCUCCUCACCAGAUACCUGCUGUCCUGUGGGAUGGAUACUGAACGAGAGGAGUUGCUUUUACAUCUCAGUUGAUGAGAGAAGUUGGGAGGAGAGCCAGAGCCAUUGUAAAUCUCUGUCCUCUAACCUGGCCAAAAUGACUGACAUUCUUUAUUCAUAUGGACGUUAUUUUCAUGCUUAUUAUCCCGGAAGUAAAGCGUUGACACACAGGAAUUCACUUGAAUCAUAUUGGAUUGGCCUCAGAUAUCAAAAUAACUUCUGGAAGUGGACUGAUGGUACCAGAUACACUGCGUUUUUUGCUCGAGGCCCAGGAUGUGUCAAGGUGGAAAGCAAGACACAUCAUAUGGAGAAAGAGGACUGUCAUGCUUCUCUUCCCUCCCUUUGUGAGAUGGCAGCUUUCAAGCAUCCAGAUGAGGACUACGCUGGCCUGUAGGUCUCAAGAUCCACCUCCCUCCAGUGUUUCCUCACUCUGCCUGGACAGUGGCUAGCCAAGGGCUGAUCCAUGCCCACCAUUUCUAGGCAAGCCUGUUGCCUGCUGGAGAUCUGUCCCCAAAACUGGACUCUUCCUGGGGAAAGGUGAAGAAACUUCUAGAAGAGACUUUGGCUUCCUAUGAAACCUCCCAUAGUGGGAUGGGUGGGGAGGGCGCACGGGCUGAGCGGAUAGGGGCAGCCCGGAGCCAGCCAGGCAGUUUUAUUGAAAUAUUUUUAAAUAAUUUGCACGUGUUAGUCUCA